AUUCGUGGUUCAAUACGAUUUCGGGGAAUUUAUUGAAAAAUCUUACUGGAAUCGUAUUGGAAAGUUUUGUGAAGUGAUGGAGACGACCACACCGUGCCGCUGCUGCCUCCUGCGGCCUCCAGACAAAGACCUGAAGGCUGCUUACACAGCGCUUGGCAAAACUGAGAUCUACUCUGACAUGCUCAAAGAGUGCUUCGAAAUUCAUCUACACAUAGGCACCACGGAGGGAGACAGUGGCAUAUGCGAGGUGUGCAUCACUCGGUUACGUGAUGCGUGCGAAUUCAAGCAACAAGUGCACCGUUGUCAAAAGGACUUCCAACUAAGAGCAGGAGAUUACCAUGUUAAAGAUGAAACGCUUAAAGUAAAAGAGGAAGUAACAUAUCCGGAUGAAACCAACGAAAUUGUUUUCAUGGAGCUAAAAGAAGAGAUGUCGGACUACAAUGAUUACCAGGACGAGGAUGACUGCAAGCUGGCUGAGGUGCUCUGCCUGCGCGACGUCACCGUCAAACGGAAGUCCAGCAAGAGGAGCAAGAAGCGGCUGCUGCUUGGCGAGAAGACUGAUCGCAAAUCGAAGAAGCUGACAAUACCUCGCCUAAGGAGGAUCUCCAAGAUAGAAAUAAAAUCGCCUCUCAAACUAGCUUCGUCUGUGCAACUCGUCAACUUAAGCGAGAAUAAGAAACAUAAAGUUAACAUCGAGAACAUUCUCAAGUACUCCAACUGCACACCGUUUUCCAACAAGAACCUUUCGGGCAUCGUUUGCGCGUAUUGCAAAGAGGCGUACCCUGAUUUGGCAGAACUAAGAACCCACAUACAAACUUCACACAAAAGCUUCGAAUUCGCCGAGAAAUGUCGAGACAAGAGUAAUAUCUCUAUCAAAAUGGACAUAACAGACCUAAAAUGUUGCAUCUGCGAUGCCAAAUUUGAUAUAAUUUCAAACUUGAAGAAGCAUUUAGUAAAAGAACACGACAUUAAAUUUUAUCCAGACGUAAAUGAUUACAUUUUAGAAUUCAAACUAACUCAAUCGGAGACGCUUAAUUGCGCGCUUUGCAACUCGACGUUUGAGACAUUCAAAAUGCUACUGCAGCAUAUGAAUGGACAUUAUAGGAACUAUAUAUGUGAAGUCUGCGAUUUGGGUUUCAUAAACAAACAUAGGUUGAAAAAUCAUCAAAGGACACACGAGAUAGGCGACUUCCAAUGCUCGUUUUGCGAGAAAGUCUUCACGACUCGCGUCAGAAAAAUGUGCCAUGAAAAGUAUACACAUAACACAAACGCUAGGUACACGACAAACUGUCCGCAUUGCAACGAAUCCUUCAACAGUUACUACCAGAGAAACAGACAUAUGUUCAAAGAACACAACACGGUUGCAGCGACGUACAAAUGCAAUAUAUGCGAAAAGAAUUUCAUACUAAAAUCCAAGCUUACAUCUCACAUAAAGAAAGUUCAUUUGAUGGAACGAAAUCAUAUCUGCCCGGAAUGCGGGCAAGGGUUUUUUAUAAAGCAAUCUUUAGACGAACAUAUGAUAAAGCAUAACGGGGAAAGAGUUUUCAAAUGUACCGUUUGUCUCAAAGCGUAUGCUAGAAAGAAAACGCUACGGGAACAUAUGCGGAUUCACAACAACGAUAGAAGAUUCAAGUGUGGUGUAUGCGAUUUGGCGUUUGUCCAAAAGUGUAGUUUGAAGAGUCAUAUGUUGUCGAACCACGGGAUAACUUUGGCCGAGUUCGAGAACGCUAAAGAACUAAGCAGGCCUAUCUCUGUGACGUAACACUAAAAAAAUAUAUUCUAAAACUUAAGCAUAUUCUAAUAUGUUAACUCGAUACUUUCUCUCGACUACGAGCCACAGAGGCGGCUAAUCAGCUCGCGACACCAAACGCUUCAGAUUUCCCUCGAUCAGCGCUUAUCGCUAUCGACCUACUCUCUCUCUUUAUUUAAGAGCUGCGCUCUUGUCGGUGGAGUAAUCGCUAUUCCUCUCUUCUUCCCGCCAAAUCCUUCACCUCCUGAUACGACACGACCUGCACCUUUUCUUUUGUUUCAUAAAUGUUCUCCUAGGUCUACCCCUACCACCGACCCACUAGGGUCGAUUAAUUCUUUCAAAUAUUUUUCCUCUCAGACGACGCCCUGAGCCGAGGUUCACGCGCAACUGGGCACCCUCAGGCCUGUUGUCUUAAACGUUGUACCGGAGAGCCUUCAACGCUCCCCAUUUGUCCGGCCAAGUAGUUAAUGCCAUCUGCGGGAAAUCUACAACAAGGCAUAAAAAAAAAUCUCUCGACUUGGCCUCAACUAAGGAAAGGAUUUUGUUAUUUUAAUUCAUAAUCAAUAAUUUAUUUGCAAGAACACAAAGAAAAAAUAAUAAUAAUAAUAAAAAUAAUUUUAAUUUAGUUUUUUAAUUUACAAAAUUUUAAAUUGAUAUUUACAUCCUCGACUUGAGUACUACUCACUGGGGUCGAGCAUAUCAUACUGCCAACAUAAUAAAAUAAUACCCAGUGAUGGAUUCGAGGAAGUUUCGAGUUAACAUCUCAGAAUACGGCUGUCAGUGAGAACAUUUAAAGCAAUACAAUUUAAUGCCUUAAUAUCAUCUCAGCGUUAUUCUUACGAGGUACUCUUAAACUGUAAGGCUGACAUGCGUAACGUGAUAAAGUUUUGUCACGGUCAAUUUAUCGAUUCUGACGAUAUAAUUAUGUCGAUUGUUACACACUUGUUAGGGAAAAAAACAAACUUAUCCUUAUUAUUAUUUAUAGCCCUCAAUGUCCCACUGCAGGGCAAAGGCCUCUCUUCCCUUCUAUCACUCCUCCCUGUCCCCAGCUUGUUCGUGCUAGCGUUUCAAACAUAUUUAUUGAAUCGAUCGAUAAUUUUAUCACGAUGCGCGUGUUAGCCCCACUAGACUUUUUUCUUUUUGAAAAUAUCCACUUAGAACUUAUGUACUUAGGUCGCCAAAAUACGUAAGCUUAAACUGGAUAUUUGCAAAAAGAUAGAAGAUUCUGGAAUAUUUUUGCGUCAACUACAAUGAUGUCGAUCACCGGUGUUCGAUGACCGAAAAAUGUUUUUAAACAGAUGCUUCCAAGUUUAAAAUGAUUUCAAAAAUAGUCUCAAAAAAAAAAACUAAUGUUUCAUAUUUAUAAUGUAUUUAUAAUGUAUAUAGGUGUUAGUGACUCGUAACGAAAAUUUGACGGAUGAUGCCGGCCAUGAUUCUGAGUUGAUAUCAAGUGGUAUAAAAAAGUAUAAAACUAAAAAAACACUUCUGACAGGAAAUUCCACUUGAUAUCAACUCAGAAUCAUGGUUUAAAUCAUCCCCUUCAUUAUUGGUUACGGUGUCACUAACACCCAUACGUACUUGUAUGACUACCUGUAUGUACCUACUUUUAUGGGGUGUAAGUGACAUCGUAACAAAUACUGAGAGGAGUGACUCAGCUGAUUAUUCUGACUUAAUAUCAAGUGGAAUUUUCCAUCGCAAAAGUAUAGAAUUGAAAAUAAUUUAAAAAAUAUUUAAAAAAAAUCGUGAAUUUUGCGACGGAAAAUUCAACUUGAUAUUAACUCAGAAUCAUGGUCUGAAUCAUCCCCCUUAGUAUUCGUUACGAUGUCACUAACAC
Pectinophora gossypiella (pink bollworm) is the source of this 3584-nucleotide messenger RNA. Its product is annotated as zinc finger protein 160-like. Bases 77 to 1762 code for a protein of 561 amino acids. The transcript has 5 exons. Gene Ontology annotation, biological process: regulation of DNA-templated transcription. Gene Ontology annotation, cellular component: nucleus. Lineage: Eukaryota; Metazoa; Arthropoda; Insecta; Lepidoptera; Gelechiidae. Gene Ontology annotation, molecular function: zinc ion binding; DNA-binding transcription factor activity, RNA polymerase II-specific; RNA polymerase II cis-regulatory region sequence-specific DNA binding. The record is from RefSeq and is a predicted model, not a curated record.